AUGCAACUUCAAAUAAAGACAGCUUGGAAUGAAAAAUUUACAAUUGAAUGUAAAUUAACUGAUACGGUAAGAACAAUAAAAGAAAAAAUAGCAACCAAAAAUCUUAAGGACAAAUAUGAGACCGAUGCAACAAUAUUAAUUUUUUCGGGAAAGAUUCUCGAAGAUUCAAAAACACUUGAAUCUUAUUCAAUAAAUCGAGAUAGCUCUCUUGUUGUUGUUAAACAAGCACCAUCUAAAAAUCCACCAAGAUCUGCAGGUUCUGCUGAUACACCAAGCCAUACUACUACCUAUGCUAGGUCAUCAUCUGUUGCACCAUUAACAACAAGUUCGGUUCCACAACAACAACCUCGAACAACUCCAUCAACUGGCAAUACUCCUGCUGCUUCACAAGAUUCAUUUUUAUUACCUGAAACUCGUGAAAAAGCUUUAACUGAAUUAACUGAUAUGGGUUUUGAUCGUACAGAAGCUGACUUAGCAUUACGUGCAAGUUUUUAUCAUGUAGAACGUGCUGCUAAAUAUUUAAAAAUGGGUAACAUUCCUAAUCUUAAUGAAAGACCUGCAUCAAGUCAAGGAGAUGAAUCAGGACAAACACCUGCUGGUGGCCGACCACCUGCUGCAUAUAAUUUAUCCAAAUUGAUUCGAAAGCCAAGUUUUCGAGCACUACGUCAUUUAAUUCAAGAAGAUCCUGAUAGCCUUCAAAUUGUUAUGCUAACAUUACAAGUUGUUCAACCGAAAAUUUUUCAAAUAAUUAAACAACGACAACAAGAAUUUCUUGAAUUAGUAAAUGAAGCUGAUGAACGUGAGGGUGGUGAUGAUAAAGGUGAGGAAGAUGAUGAUGAAAAUGAAGAAGAAGGUGCUGAUGAUGCAUUACAAGGUGAUGCUGAAGUUGAAGCCGUUGGCGGUCAAGUUCCUCCAGGAACAAUUACAAUCAUACUUUCAUCUGAAGAUCAACAAGCAAUAAAUAGAUUACAAGAUAUGGGUUUUCAACGUAAUCAUGUUAUUGAAGCAUAUAUUGCUCGUGGCCGUAAUGAAAAAUUGGCAGCUAAUUAUCUUUUAAGCCGCAGUUUCGAUUAA
This is a messenger RNA of Rotaria sp. Silwood2, 1074 nucleotides long. Lineage: Eukaryota; Metazoa; Rotifera; Eurotatoria; Philodinida; Philodinidae. The record is from the annotation of a GenBank genome assembly.